AUGGAUGGCAGAGGGCAAGAGGCAAUUUUAUUAGGGUUAAAGGUUGAUGGAUUUUGCGAAAAUCAAGUUUUCGAGUUUCAAGGAUGCUAUUAUCACGGGUGCCUCAGAUGUUUUAAACACCAUCGCGACGAGCCUCUAACAGAUGACCCUACAGAAUCAAUGAAUUUUCGGUACGAAUCAACAGUGGCGAAAAUCGAGAGACUUAAAACAGCAGGGUAUAACGUCAUUGAAAAAUGGGAGUGUGAUUUCCGACGGGAAAUGCACGAGAACACCGAAAUAGGAAAAUAUGUCCAAAAUAAUUCGUUAUUAUCCCAUUCGCCUCUAAACCCGCGAGAUGCUUUUUACGGGGGGCGUACAGGAAAUUGCAGGACAUAUUACAGAGCCCUAUGGGAUGAGAAGAUUAAAUACCUGGGGCACUAUACUCCAAAAUAA
This is a messenger RNA of Brassicogethes aeneus, 432 nucleotides long. Lineage: Eukaryota; Metazoa; Arthropoda; Insecta; Coleoptera; Nitidulidae. The record is from the annotation of a GenBank genome assembly.